CCUCUGUGUGACCAGACUCCAGGCCCUGCGCCCCCUGCCUCAUAGGGGGAUUGUCAGCCACCUGCCAGCCCCGGACCAGGCUGCCUCUCUGAAGCCUUUGCAGGAACCCUCGUCUUCCGUGGCGCCAGAUCGACUCUAACCACUGCACCACUGCAUCCUUCUGGGAGCUCUGAACACAGACCGCCCUGAGGUGCCGAGACUUCUCUCCCGGCCUGCCCACCCAGACCCCUCUUCUGAGCCAUGGACCCUGGCUGUCCUGCACCCCCCUGGCUGUGGUGGCUCCUUCUGGUCCCCAUAGCGCCUGCGCAGCGGGCCGCCCUCCCCCAGGCGGAGGACCGCCUCUUCAAACACCUCUUCAGUGGCUACAACCGCUGGGCGCGGCCGGUGCCCAACACCUCGGACGUGGUGAUCGUGCGCUUCGGCUUGUCCAUAGCCCAGCUCAUUGACGUGGAUGAGAAGAACCAAAUGAUGACCACCAACGUCUGGCUCAAGCAGGAGUGGAACGACUACAAGUUGCGCUGGAACCCCGCGGACUUCGGCAACAUCACCUCCCUCCGCGUCCCCUCUGACAUGAUCUGGAUCCCCGACAUCGUCCUCUACAACAAUGCAGAUGGGGAGUUCGCAGUGACACACAUGACCAAGGCUCACCUCUUCUCCACGGGCACCGUGCACUGGGCGCCGCCGGCCAUCUACAAGAGCUCCUGCAGCAUCGACGUCACCUUUUUCCCCUUCGACCAGCAGAACUGCAAGAUGAAGUUCGGCUCGUGGACCUACGACAAGGCCAAGAUCGACCUGGAGCAGAUGGAGCGCACGGUGGACCUGAUGGAGUACUGGGAGAGCGGCGAGUGGGCCAUCGUCAACGCCACGGGCACUUACAACAGCAAGAAGUACGACUGCUGCACGGAGGUGUACCCCGACGUCACCUACUACUUCGUCAUCCGCCGCCUGCCUCUCUUCUAUACCAUCAACCUCAUCCUGCCCUGCCUGCUCAUCUCCUGCCUCACCGUGCUGGUCUUCUACCUGCCGUCCGACUGCGGCGAGAAGGUCACGCUCUGCAUCUCCGUGCUGCUCUCGCUCACCGUCUUCCUGCUGCUCAUCACCGAGAUCAUCCCGUCCACGUCGCUCGUCAUCCCGCUCAUCGGCGAGUACCUGCUCUUCACCAUGGUCUUCGUCACACUCUCCAUCAUCAUCACUGUCUUCGUGCUCAACGUGCACCACCGCUCCCCGGGAACCCACCAGAUGCCCCGCUGGGUGCAGGGUGUCUUCCUGGGCUGGGUGCCCCGCUGGCUGCUGAUGAGCCGGCCCCCUCCCCUGGGGGAGCCCCGGGAGCCCCCUGACUCGAAGCUCAGCUCCUCCUACUGCUGGCUGGAGAGCAACGUGGAUGCGGAGGGCAGUGGGGAGGAGGAGGAGGAGGAAGAGGAGGAGGAGGAGGAGGAGGGCACUGGCGGGUGGGUGUGUGCCCGGCCCCCACUCCCUUCCCUGGGGGUCUUCUACAGCCAUGGCGGAUUGCCUCCGGUGCUCCCGAGCUCUCGGGGGCAGGAGAGUGAGUUCUUGCUAUCAGCCCGUGUGCAGAAGGUGCUGGAAAGUGUGCACUACAUAGCGGAUCACCUGCGGGCCGAGGACGCCGACUCGUCUGUGAAGGAAGACUGGAAGUACGUGGCCAUGGUCAUCGACAGGAUAUUCCUGUGGCUCUUCAUCAUCGUCUGCUUCCUGGGCACCAUCGGACUCUUCCUCCCUCCCUUCUUGGCGGGAAUGAUCUGACCCCCUAGCCCUGCACCCCCCUGCUGCCCGCCUCUCUAGCAGCUUUGGGGGGCCACACCACCCCUCAAGGGGCCCCACCGUCCCAGGAUGCCCCCGAGAGAAAGAGAAGAGAAGGGGCUCCCCAUGCAGGGCUGAGAUAGUAGUGGGAAGGGGGCAUGCUAGAGGGCUUCCGGACUGGGGUUGGGGGGGGGGUGCAGACGCUGACUGCCCCAGAUUCCUAACUGGUGGGUGCUAUGGAAACGGGUGGGAAGGCUGGAAGAUGCCCGAAGUGAAUGGCCAGCUUGUGGGCGGGGCCUUGGGCAGAGCAUGGGAGCAGUGUGUGGGGGCGGAGCUUGUGGGAAGUGGGCGGGGCAUAGACUGUGAGGGCGGAGCCACGGAGUCUGACCUUGGGGAAGAGAAGUUCAUUCAGAGUUUGAGCUGCGGUUGAGUGACCAGGCCUUUGCGGGAGGUCAGUCAGGUCCCCGCCUGUGGGGUGGAGGUGUAGGGUGCAGAAAGCUGGGGCUGCCCUAGCCACGUGGGAAACAUCUGAAGAUCCCCUAGGCCCCCCUCCUGGCCCCCAGCAAAAUGCUGGGUGUCAGCCAGCCCCUGCGGGGUAGCAGCCGGCCUCCCUGGGAACCCCUGUACAGGGGACCUCGGUCCUCGGGAUCGUCAGGAAUUGUCAUUGCUGACCACCUCCACCGCAGUCGCUCCUCCCGUGCCCUGGUACCCUGCUCUGGAGCUUGGCCGUCAACAGGGCCCCCGUGGACUGGGCAUCUGGAGGGCAACCCGGCUUGCUUUGUACCCUAGAUCUCUGCAACUGUCCCGGGGGGGUUCCGCCGCCCAGACGCCUCUCAGGAGCUGCUCCUGCAGUUCUGAAGGGAGCAAUCCCGGAAUCUCGGGGAUGGGGCGGGGUGGGGGCGGCUACACGCUGGAGACCAGCUCCUACCCCCAGUAGCUAACAGACACGAGCUUGGGCAACCCCCCGAGAGGCAGCUGACUUUCUUUUGACCCUUGGGGCUCCUUCCUUCUAACAACCCCCUCACUGGCCCCUGGAACCCCAAGCCUGUCACCUUCCUGGACCCCCACUCUGUACUCUCUGGAUUCUGAGUCCGGAUCCCGGCCCUCUCCCCCCAGCCCAGCCUGCAUGCGAGUAAAGAGAUGAAGUGAAGUUGCUGUCGCUCAUUCAGCUGGGGGCCCCUCGGCAUCACCCUAGGGUCCACAAGCUUCCCCCAAGCCUCAGAUGUCUGGGUCCCAGCUGGGAGAGCCAUAGGGUGGGAGGGCACUGUCCUAGAUACCCCCUUGGAAAGAUGC
Messenger RNA from Sorex araneus (European shrew), 3051 nucleotides. RefSeq names its product cholinergic receptor nicotinic alpha 2 subunit (gene CHRNA2). Gene Ontology annotation, biological process: signal transduction; nervous system process; regulation of membrane potential. The record is from RefSeq and is a predicted model, not a curated record. The transcript has 8 exons. Gene Ontology annotation, molecular function: transmembrane signaling receptor activity; acetylcholine-gated monoatomic cation-selective channel activity. Gene Ontology annotation, cellular component: neuron projection; synapse; postsynaptic membrane. Lineage: Eukaryota; Metazoa; Chordata; Mammalia; Eulipotyphla; Soricidae. Bases 241 to 1761 code for a protein of 506 amino acids.